GAGAUUAUGAGCAGUUUGCUCACGUGUUGCCUGCCUGUUUCAGUAUUAGCCUUCGGAGUUCACAAAUACAACCAGAAAAACAUUGUUUUCUUUCAAAUUAAAGAAGGAACGGGCAUUGAAGUUGUGGGAUAUUGUACUUAAGCUCUUUAUGUUAGCUUAGGGGUCUUUAGGUAGAAGUUGGAAGCACAUUAUUAGUCGUUUUCAGGCGUCUUCAUCACUGUUUGGUUACGCUCACAUUCAGCUCACCGCUCAAAAGCUCCGUUCACUGGUCCAAAUGUCGUCUGAACCUGAAGAACCAGUCAACACAGCAAAAACUGAGGUAAAGGGUAUAUUUUUCAAGGAAAAGUUCACAUAAUUAUAGUCUCCUUUCCAUUUGCCAGUGUUUCAUGGUGUCUCAAUAUGAGUUUAACACGGUGUUCUGCUGCCCUCUGGUGGUCAGAGUGCAGAAGACAGUUGGAGACUGAGCUAUGUAACCGGGGACCUGUUCUCCUGCCCUGAGGACGAGGCUCUGGCUCACUGCAUCAGUGAGGACUGCCGCAUGGGGGCAGGCAUAGCAGUGAUGUUCAAGCAGAAGUUCAGAGGGGUUGCAGAGUUAAAGGCACAGAGUGAGUCAGACUUUUAUUAAAAAUUCAUAAGAUGUGAAAAUGUCUAAUUUUAGGAGGGGUAUUGAUUCCCAGGCGACCAUUUCGCUCUGUACUGGUUCAGUUUUCUGCUGAAGUCUAUUUAAAUGUAGCUUUACAAUUGAAGAGACACUUAAAAUCUACACAAACAAAUCAGAAUCAGACUCCUUUAUGGCUUCACUAACAUUACAUUGAAAAUAAUUUUGAUGUUUGUCGCUAAAUUUAUUCCAAAUCUACUCUACAGCCACAUAAACAUAAUUGUACUUGAUCAAAAUUGGAAUAAACACUGUCCAGCAGUAACAUUAUAAACACCUGCAUCAUAAUACAAUCCAACACAAUGGUUCUGCCACAAACUUGAUUUUCAAUUUUCACGGGUGGCAGCAGGCACAGGCAUUUAAAACACUGCCAUACAUCAUAAAGGAAAAUAAAAUACAUGUACAUAGAAAACAGUUCAGGAGGUAAAAAGCAUUAAAGAUGAUUUAGAAGGUAAAAAAAAGAGCAUAUGUCAGUCAUACCAGUAUUUUUGCAUGAGCAGAGUGCAUAAAAAAGUGCAAUUUGCAGUUUGCUUACCAAUAAAAGAACCCCUAGAUGAAGCUUGAUCUAGAAUAAUAAUAAUAAUUCUUGUUGCUCUAAUGAUUCAGGUGAUUAUUUUACUUCAUAUGUGUUAUUAAAAAUAAAAUUAAUGUGCUAGUGAUAGGGUCAAUAGAUGCAUUUUUAUUUAAAAACAUCUUAUUAGGUGAUUGUAUUCUAACUUUUUGUAUUCUCUACCCUAACAGAUAAAGUUACGGGUCAGUGUGCAGUGCUGGAACGAGGCAGGCGUUUUGUCUACUACCUGGUAAAGAUUUGUCCGUUUAUUUAGAGGAUACCUAUGUAUGUUUUUUUAUUGAUCUUUUGGUCAGACACAUACAGAGAAAAACAUAUACCCUUAUAAGUUAAAAAACACUGAAAUAUAUUGUGUCUGUUUUCUCAUUUUUCAUAGUCUGUCACAUCUUUUUUUCUUUUACUUUAACUUUACAAACAAGAUACAAAAAAUAAAAUAAAUUUAAAAAAUAUAUAAAAUAAAAAAUAUAUAUAUAAAAAAAAUAUAUAUACCCUCUAGGAAGUCUACAUAGUAUACGCGUAUACAGUGGAAUACAGUAUCCUGCAUUAAAAACAUACAAAAGAGAAAUACUAUGCAGAGGUAGGAUACCUAUGUGUGUGUGUUUUUUUUAAAGGUUUUACAUAUAUUAUUGCUGUGACAUUAAUUCAAUAAUCCACAGAUCACAAAGAAGAGGGCAACUGGAAAACCCACCUAUAACAGCCUGAAACAGAGUCUGGAGGACAUGAAGUCUCACUGUGAACUCAACAACGUAACAAGAAUAUCAAUGCCUCGGUGUGUGCAUCUUUACUUCAACUAGAGCCAGCACAUACUGUGACAUUAAAAAAGUGUUACUAUAUCAGUUAAAGAGCUUGUUCUUCUCCCUCUGUCUGACAGUAUCGGUUGCGGCCUGGAUAGACUGGCGUGGGAAAGAGUGUCGGAGAUGUUGGAGCAGAUCUUCAAACACACGGACAUCUGCAUCACAGUCUACAGCCUUCCUCAGAGAACAGAGACCAAAGUGAUGAGGGAGAACAUGCGCAGAUAACUGAUACAAAGUUCGUUGACUGUCAUGAGUAGUUUAUGCACUUUUCUGGUGUGGAUGAAACUUUUUCACAUGUUAUGUUUUAUAUUGUUUAAAAUAAAUGCUCCCUUUUGGCACUUCA
Molecule: messenger RNA, 2360 nt
Organism: Xyrichtys novacula (pearly razorfish)
Lineage: Eukaryota; Metazoa; Chordata; Actinopteri; Labriformes; Labridae
Source: the annotation of a GenBank genome assembly